Leptinotarsa decemlineata (Colorado potato beetle) is the source of this 1188-nucleotide messenger RNA. Its product is annotated as ELMO domain-containing protein 2. Gene Ontology annotation, molecular function: GTPase activator activity. The record is from RefSeq and is a predicted model, not a curated record. NCBI's taxonomy places the organism in Eukaryota, Metazoa, Arthropoda, Insecta, Coleoptera, Chrysomelidae.
CUAGAAAGAGAAAGUUUAGAUUUUUUGUUUGACACCUACCUGAACCUAACCUAUUGAAAAUAUUUGGUAUUGUAAAAUUCGAGAUGAAAAGCUGAAUCUAAUCCAGUCCAAACAUUGACAUUAUAAAUGAUUUCUUAUUGUUAGUUUGUAUAAAAACUCUGAAAUAUAUGAUUAGCUUCAUCUCUCCUCAAGCUGCAUGUGGAAAUGAAAAUGUCUCUCUCUUUAUGGUGGUUAUUCAAUUUUUAUUUACGACCCAUAGUAAAAUGGUUUCUUCGAAAAACUACUGGACUGUGUGAACUUCAACGAAUAUGUUAUGGAGAAGUGAGUGGAACUCCAAGAAUAAAAGGUGUGGAACACUCACUAACAAUGUCCAAGUCACAUCAAAUAAAGCAACUCGUACAGCAUCUGAAUGACAUAGCAGAUAAUAAACGUUUUAUUGGGGCAAAUCAAAGAGAAAUAGUAAGAGGAGCUGUUAGUACAGUUCUAUUAGUGAAAAAGAUAAGCCCCAAAGUCCAUUACCAGUUUGUUUCCAGCUUUGGUAAAUGUGUUGAACAAAUAUGGGGUUACAGACAACUUGUUUCUCAGGUUGAGGAGUUGAGAACAAUUGCUUAUGACGGUGAUAACAUUGAACAUGAAAAUAAGUUAUAUGAAUUAUGGGAAAAACUUAUGCCUAAUGAAAAACUGGAAGGACGAAUAACUAAACAGUGGCAAGACAUUGGGUUCCAAGGUGAAGAUCCGAAAACAGACUUUCGUGGUAUGGGUCUCUUAGGUCUUGAAAAUUUACUGUUUUUUGCAAGUGAGCAUCAGAACCCUGCUCAACAUGUUCUGUCCCAUUCUCAUCAUCCUGUAUAUGGUUAUUGCUUUGCCAUUGUUGGAAUAAAUUUAACUAGUCUGGCUUGGAUCCUACUGAAAGAUGGUAGUGCAAAAACUUAUGUUUAUAAUACUUCAGGGAGUGUACCAUCUAUUCGUCAUUUCCAUCAGUUCUAUAGCUUUUUAUUUUAUGAAUUUGAUAGGUUUUGGCUUCAUUGCAAACCUAAAGAUAUAAUGGAAUUUUCCACCAUCAAAAAUAGAUUUGAGAGUAAUUUAAGAAUUAGUCUGCAGGAUCCUAAUUCUAGUUAUAGAAUUGGGGUCACUGUAGAUAACGUUUGACUGAUAGAUGCUACUAGUUAUUUAGCAUCAUUUUCAGUU